AUGUCAUGGCAACCGAAGCUGCGCCCUAAGGGCUUCCCACAUAGCAUUGACGAUUUUGCUGUCGCUUCAUUAUCAGAACUGGAGCAUCGCUCUAGGAUGGGUGAUGAUAAACGUGAUCAGCGUGUUUUUCGUGUAAAGCGCAAGCAUGUUCUGAAAGCCUGCGAUCGAUGCCGUGUCAAAAAGACGAAGUGCGAUGGGAAACAACCAUGCAACCGCUGUUCCGUAUACAAUCAUCCCUGUCUCUUCCGCGAGCGAAAAGCAACUCAGACAAAAGUCUACUCUAGAGGAUUCGUCGAAAUGCUUGAAUCCCACCACUCCCUCGUCGUAAAAGCCCUCCAAAAACUCUACAAAUUCUGCAUAACCAACGAAGGCUUCCCAGGUGAUCCACUAGAAGAAGCACCAGACGGUCACCCCCUCACACACGCAAUACUAGACCGUCUCGGACUGAUAAAGCAGGCUGAAGAGAAUGCGGAUGAACCAGAUGAAGACUCCGAGGAUCUACGAUACCUUCGUCUUCUAUCUACUUCGACGGAGUGUAGUGCUACGGCUGAGCCGUCGCCGGAGCCGGCUACGCCGCCGGAACCUUCGUCUACGAGGAUGAUUUCAAGAAUUUGCUCCGGGCCUGUUAGGGGGAAUCCCGUAGGGCCCGGGAAUGGUGCUGCGCCUGGGUGGGGGUGGGAUAUGCAGGGUCAUGGUGUUCAGGGUGCGCCUUAUCCGAGUCCUUAUGAUUAUCAUUUGGGGAUGCAGAGGGUUUCGGGUGUGCCUGUUUCGGAGAUGGGUGAGAUAGCGCCGAAUGUGGUGGAUGUGGGGUUGGGACAAGGACAUGGACAUGGCCAUCAUCAGAGUCAUAGUCACAGUCACAGUCACGGUCAACAUCAACAACAGCAUCAGAGAACAGAGGUAUGUUAUCUUGAGCCUGAGCAGGUGGAUGUUAAGCCUGUUAUUGGGAGGAUGGGGAGUAUUAUGGAGCAUCACCAUAUGGGUGUUCAGGUUGACGGGGAUAUAAUGAAUGAGUUCCAGUUUCAUGGGGAGUCGUUUUAUCCUGGGUUUGCGCCUAAUUGGUCCUUUCCUUCGGGGUGA
This is a messenger RNA of Penicillium angulare, 1080 nucleotides long. Its product is annotated as Zn(II)2Cys6 transcription factor domain-containing protein. Gene Ontology annotation, biological process: regulation of DNA-templated transcription. Bases 1 to 1080 code for a protein of 359 amino acids. The record is from RefSeq and is a predicted model, not a curated record. Gene Ontology annotation, molecular function: DNA-binding transcription factor activity, RNA polymerase II-specific; zinc ion binding. The transcript has 3 exons. Lineage: Eukaryota; Fungi; Ascomycota; Eurotiomycetes; Eurotiales; Aspergillaceae.